UGCAGCGCCAGGGCGGGCGGGCGGGCGAGUGGCUCGGAGCAAGCAAGGAGCUGAUGCUGCAAAGCCUCUCGACGGGGACCAUGAGGAGCACAGAGCGGGAAGAAGAGGGAGAAGGAGGAGGAGGAGGAGGAAGAAGGGGAGGAAGGGGAGGAAGAGGAGGCGAAGGGGGAGAAGAGGCGCGCGGAGAGGCAGCGCGGUAGAGCAAGCCUGAGCCCACCCGCUUGACUAUGGCUGGGGGAAGGCGAGGGCUGGUGGCGCCCCAGAAUACCUUCCUGGAGAACAUUGUGCGGAGGUCCAACGAUACCAAUUUUGUCCUGGGUAAUGCCCAGAUAGUGGAUUGGCCCAUUGUGUAUAGCAAUGAUGGAUUUUGCAAGCUCUCAGGAUACCACAGAGCAGAAGUUAUGCAAAAAAGCAGCACCUGCAGUUUUAUGUAUGGAGAGUUGACGGAUAAAGAAACAGUAGAUAAAGUACGGCAAACGUUUGAGAACUACGAGAUGAAUUCCUUUGAAAUCUUAAUGUACAAGAAGAACAGGACUCCUGUUUGGUUCUUUGUGAAAAUUGCUCCAAUUCGAAAUGAACAGGACAAAGUUGUUUUGUUUCUCUGCACUUUCAGCGACAUAACAGCUUUCAAACAGCCUAUUGAGGAUGACUCAUGCAAAGGCUGGGGAAAGUUUGCCCGCUUAACCCGUGCCCUCACAAGCAGCCGGGGUGUCCUUCAGCAGCUUGCUCCAAGUGUCCAGAAAGGAGAGAAUGUUCAUAAACAUUCCCGUCUUGCUGAGGUCUUACAACUGGGCUCUGAAAUCCUCCCGCAGUACAAGCAAGAGGCACCAAAGACUCCGCCACAUAUCAUUUUACAUUACUGUGUUUUCAAGACAACAUGGGAUUGGGUCAUCCUGAUUUUAACCUUCUACACAGCUAUUUUGGUCCCUUACAACGUCUCAUUUAAAACAAAACAGAACAAUGUGGCCUGGCUGGUAGUGGACAGCAUUGUCGAUGUCAUUUUUCUGGUAGACAUCGUGCUUAAUUUCCAUACCACUUUUGUCGGUCCGGCUGGGGAGGUCAUCUCAGACCCAAAGCUGAUCCGCAUGAAUUACUUGAAGACCUGGUUUGUCAUUGACCUUCUCUCCUGUUUGCCCUACGAUGUGAUCAAUGCAUUUGAGAAUGUCGAUGAGGGCAUCAGCAGUUUGUUCAGCUCACUUAAAGUAGUCCGACUGCUUCGUCUGGGACGUGUGGCUCGGAAACUGGACCAUUAUAUUGAGUAUGGAGCAGCGGUCUUAGUUCUGUUGGUUUGUGUCUUUGGUCUCGCAGCCCACUGGUUGGCCUGCAUUUGGUACAGUAUUGGGGAUUACGAAGUUGUCAAUGAGGAUAAAACAACAAUAAGAAAUGAAAGUUGGCUCUACCAGCUGGGGGAGUCUAUAGGAUCACCUUAUCAAUUGAACAUGACAACUGGAAAAUGGGAAGGAGGACCAAGCAAAGAUUCAGUUUAUAUUUCUUCAUUAUACUUUACAAUGACAAGUCUAACAAGUGUUGGUUUUGGGAACAUUGCACCCACCACGGAUGGAGAGAAGAUCUUUGCUGUUGCCAUGAUGAUGAUCGGAUCUCUGCUAUAUGCAACGAUUUUUGGUAACGUGACAACUAUCUUCCAGCAAAUGUAUGCUAAUACGAACAGAUACCAUGAAAUGCUGAACAGUGUCCGAGACUUCCUGAAGCUCUACCAAGUGCCCAAAGGCUUGAGUGAACGUGUGAUGGACUACAUCGUUUCUACCUGGUCAAUGUCCAGGGGCAUCGAUACAGAAAAGGUUUUACAGAUCUGCCCCAAGGAUAUGAGAGCGGAUAUCUGUGUUCAUCUGAAUCGUAAGGUUUUUAAAGAGCACCCUGCCUUCAGGCUGGCUAGCGAUGGGUGUUUGCGAGCUCUUGCCAUGGAAUUUCAGACUGUGCACUGUGCCCCCGGGGACCUCAUUUAUCACGCUGGAGAGAGUGUGGACAAUCUUUGCUUCGUGGUCUCAGGAUCUUUGGAAGUCAUCCAAGAUGAUGAAGUUGUUGCGAUUUUGGGCAAAGGAGAUGUUUUUGGAGAUGUCUUCUGGAAGGAAACGACUCUAGCCCAGUCUUGUGCUAAUGUAAGGGCUUUGACGUACUGUGACCUUCACGUGAUUAAAAGGGAUGCCUUACAGAAAGUACUGGAAUUCUACACAGCAUUUUCACAUUCUUUCUCCAGGAACCUCAUUUUGACAUACAAUCUGCGGAAAAGGAUUGUCUUCCGCAAGAUCAGUGAUGUCAAGCGAGAAGAGGAAGAGAGAAUGAAAAGGAAGAAUGAGGCCCCGUUAGUCCUGCCACCAGACCAUCCUGUCCGCCGACUAUUUCAAAGAUUUAGGCAGCAAAAGGAAGCUCGCUUAGCUGCCGAGAGAGGCAGGGAUGACCUAGAUGUUGAGAAAGGCAAUGCUCUGGGAGACAACCCUUCACGCACUGUGGUCAAAGCCAGCAUUGUGACCGUCAGGGAAAGCCCUGCCACGCCAAUUGCCUAUCAGUCUGCUUCAACAUCUGGAGCCUCCGACCAGGCCAAAUUGCAAGCCCCUGCUUCAGAGUAUGUAGUGGGGAAAGUGGCAGGGGAUUAUCCAAAGCGUAAGGGCUGGGCCAAAUUCAAAGAUGCCUGUGCAAAGGGAGAGGACUGGAACAAAGUGUCCAAAGCAGAGUCCAUGGAAACGUUGCCGGAGAGAACAAAAGUAAUAGGGGAAGCCACUUUGAAGAAGACUGACUCUUGUGACAGUGGCAUAACUAAAAGUGACCUGCGUUUAGACAAUGUUGGGGAAACGAGGAGUCCUCAGGACCGUAGCCCAAUCCUGGCAGAGGUCAGACACUCAUUCUAUCCUAUACCAGAACAGACACUUCAAGCAACAAUGCUGGAAGUGAAACAUGAGUUGAAGGAGGACAUCAAAGCUUUAAACACAAAAAUGACCAAUAUAGAAAAACAGCUUGCUGAGAUACUAAGGAUAUUAGCCUCUAGAAGAAGCUCCCAGACACCACAGGAGUUGUUUGAAAUAUCAAGACCCCAGUCUCCAGAGUCAGAAAAAGACAUUUUUGGAGCAAGCUGAGGUGCUUCUUUAAAACAGGAGAUCUAAAUAUCCCCACAAACACAAUCUAACACCCACUAAACAUUUUAAAAAAACAUUUACUGUUUUCUUGGUGAACACCAUAUUUGAGGGGCCAGUCCAUUAAUCUGGUCCCUCCUCUCUAAAUGGUACAGUUACAAGAGUGGGGACCUCAUGUCAAGAUGGCAGCUGAAUCAAGUCUUUUUGACAGCAAGGCGCUAUCCCGAUUUUCCAGAGAACAUCCAGCUUCGAAGGUGAUGUUCUACUUCUACAGUACUUCACUGUAAUGAAUUGAAAGAGCUAUUUACUGUGAACAUCUCGGUGAUUUUUGUUUCCUUGUUUUGACUCAGUGUAGCGUUUGGUGUGGAACCACUGAAAAAAAUUGAUUUAAAAAUUAACAACUGAAUGUGUGUCUGUGGUUGUGCAGAUCCACGACACUCAUGUGUGCACUGGUUUGAACUAUAAUUAAUGUUACUGCACUAGUAAGAGCAUAUAUCUCACUUUGUGAUCAUGGUAACAAAAAGAAGUCUUCCCCAGUGGACGAUCUGUCCAAUGCAAAGGACAUGUUUCCCAAUGGGUUGUAAUAUUAUUUCAAUUGUAAAGUUUCAUAAGAUUGAAGCUGUGCUGCUAAGGUAUGACCAAAGAAAUAUCAGUACAACCAGAAUUCUUGUGCAGAUGUGACAGAUACAUAUUGGAAUAUAUAUAUAUAUAUAUUGCAUUGGUGGUAGUUGGUUGCUUCCAUGUCAGCAAUGUGGGCCAUCUAUUCCACAUUAUAGUCCUAAUAUUACAAUUGCAAGCCCAAAUUUAUCUUCAAAAUAGCAUCUUGAAUAUCUCCUUGAAGGUUGAGGAUAAUUCCUGGGGCAAAUUUACCACCCCACUGGUUUGGAAAACACCAGCUGCUACUAUUCAGUGUAAAUAAUGUAGUAGUCAUAUCUGACCUUCGGUAAAGUUUAUGUCUACAGAGAUUGAAUGUCAGUAUAUGAUAGCAAAUGAAUGGCAUGAAUCCACACACCAUCUUGUUUAGUAUGAUCACAUUACUCACCCAGAUGCUUGUACAUAAGUAGGUUUUAAAGGAAGAGCUGGUGCAAACUAUAUCUUUGUUUACCUCAUGAUUGGAAUCCCAGAUCAGAAGGAUGAAUCUAUUAAUUCAAAGGGAUGGUCUGGUCCAUCUAAGACCAGUAGUUGAUGUACAUGCCUGCUUAUAUGUAACAUUGGGCUACUGAUUUUAAUAUGCUGAAAAAGUUCACUUCACAUGGUUGCUAUAGCUAACAGUUAUGAUCAUUCAAGCCUGUUGCCACAAAACUUUUUUGGCUAAGUUUGUAAUAGGGACUGUAAGGAUUAAGCUCUAUAAAGACAUAAAGCUGGGGCACAGUGCCAGAGACCUAUGUGGGUAAUAAUAUUGACAACCAGAAGGCUGUGUUGGCAAAUUGAACAAUUCUUGUACAAACCUUCCCCACCACACUGUUAUCUUAGCAACAGGUUUUAUAAUAGUGUCUUUGCUUUUCAACUGGUUUCGGACUACUGAAAUGUACUGCAACCAUAUUUCUGUGCAGCGAUAUCACACUGGGUGCAAUCCUAUAUUACUGGUGACAAAAGUCAAUGCACUGAAUCAAUGGGAUGUGCUUACUAUUGAACAAUUGAUUCAGUGGUCAUACUCACAUUAGGAGUAACCCAUUCACUGGAUUCGAGUCAGUUAAUGAAAAGAUGUAAAGACUUGGACAAACUAGUAGGCCCAUGGCUCUUAUUCCCCACAGAAGUGCUUAAAUGGAACCAAAACUACAGUCUAUUAAACAAGAGUCUUCUGUUUGAAGCAAGUCCAAGAGUUGUAAGAUAGAAUACUAGUUACUCCUGAUGUCUUUUCACACUACACACUGGUAGCUCUAUGAUUCCACAACUAUGAUUAAACUAUGAUUAAACAACCAUGGUUCUACUGUAUGGACUCUCCAGACUACAAACCCAUGACAGUUAAAGAGAAAUCAUAGCACUAUAACUGUGCAGUGUGAAAAUGAUCCUGGUUGUGGACAGUCUCAUAAAGUAAUUGUACUGUACGUUUUGAAACCUGAUUAGCAUUUACAAGUCUUUGUCACUUUUGAGGAUUACUAUAGGAGAUUUGAUGUCUGAGUCUUUUUCCUGCUUUGUGUUUGAAUAUAUGUCCAUUAUUUGUGUGGUAGAAAGGCAUUUUUUUCACGAAGAUAAUAGCGUUUCAUGUGCAUUAUAGACCAAUGGAUGCAAGAACCACUUAAGUCCUUAGUAACUUCAAGAAUGGUAUGGCCUUUGUCUUGGAAGUCUUUGUGCUGCAUAAUGAUGGGGGCAUUUUAUUUAUUUGAUGGGGCGUCUGAUUCCCAUGCUUCAUGCCUAUGUCCUGGUAGCCUAAACUGCCGGGGCAGUCUGUGGUUAUGUGGGUAAUGUCCACUGCAUUUCUAUAGUGCAGUGACUGGUCUAGAAAUAAAUGGAAUAUUUAACCUCUGGGGCAGUGUUCUUUCUCACAUUCAUAGGUCACCUCAAGGUGCUUAUUAUGCCAACCUUUCUGCAAAGUUGUUUGGGCAGUGUUGUUUUUGGAUACCCUUCAAUGACAUGUUUCCCCAUCUUGGCAUAAAUGCACUGUGGCUGUUGGUUUCUUGGCAAAUCCUCCAUGGCCAAGCGAAGGAAGGCAGCCUUCAGGGGCCACAGAGGCAAUAACCAAUCAUUGGCACUUCAAAGUAGUAAUAAGCAUUUCAAAGCAACUGAGCCUCACUGGGAUGCUUCCAAGAAUUCCAGUUACAUCAGAAACACUGUUGAUAGUACAGUAUCUUUGAUCUGAUUUGUCUCCCCCCACAAGCCAAACUGUUGCGGCAAGGAUUGACUCCUGCUAAGUCAAAACAAAGCUUCUUGCAAUAAGAUAUUUUAACAUUGAGCCUUAAGACCCCUCCUGUAAGUCAUAAAAAUAGAAACUGUGAUGCUGUCAUGGACUCCCUUUCUAACGUUCUGUAUUGUAUUGUGCACACCACAGUUGUUGCCUCAAGAUAUAACGCACUUUGAUUAGAUUUCUUAACUCUAAUAGAAAUCACGCAUUGGUAUUUAAAUUUAUUCCUCCACGUAUUGCCUUCUCACUAGUUUUGCUGUAGCCUUUCCCUCCUCAACAGCUGAGGACCUUCAAUCAUCAUAUAGACACUUUUGUAUAUUAGGGAGUUGAAACCUCCUGUUUUGUGUAUCAAGCAAAACUCUCUUCCCGCACAUACACACUUUUUCUUAAUCCAUGACCAAGGUGGUGUCUCUUCCUGAUGCUGUAACAUGUUUCCCUGACUCCUGAAUGUUGUAUAAACUUAUUUGAUGUGAGAACUCCCACAACGUUACCAUAACUGGAUUCAAAAUACCCAGUGUUGGAGGGUUGGCUUUUUCAUUUUAAGGAAUGCAUUUUCAAAGGGGGAAUAUUUUCCCCUUGUUGGUCUCAGAGUACUAAUUUUUGAAAGGAAUCUUCAUUUGAACAAGAGAAAGUUUCAAUAAUCUUGUAUCAGGAUGAACUGCUAUAUGAAGUAAUAUGACUUUUCAUAAUGAAUGUGUUAUAUUAUUGUACCUUCAUACACGCUAUAUUUUUUCAUCGGCUGGAAACACAUUGAAAUCUUCAGCCGCCACUGCAUGGACACUUUAUGGAUAAAUGGUAAUGCAGUUGUUUGGGCACUUUACUCCACUUGAUUUCAUCCUUUCCAGAAUUCACGGAAUAUUAUCUCUUUUGAUUAUUUCUUUGCAUUUGUCACUUUGUCUUAUCAAGCAUGAAUAAAACAAAAUGAAUUAAGUAGAUACUAUUUUUGUGGUCAGCUAAGAAGCUGCCAGUAGAGAGAGCGAGAGCGUAUUAUCUCCUGUUUUGGAAUGUUCCAAUAAAGUUACACUCACUGACAUUAAUAAAUAUUCCCUUACUGACAUUUUUAAACAAGCACAAAUAAUAUUUGUAAAGACAAAAUUUAAUUUUAUUUAUUAUAGUAAUAAACUAUUUUAUACAUGA
Anolis carolinensis (green anole) is the source of this 7065-nucleotide messenger RNA. RefSeq names its product potassium voltage-gated channel subfamily H member 1 (gene kcnh1). The record is from RefSeq and is a predicted model, not a curated record. Gene Ontology annotation, molecular function: delayed rectifier potassium channel activity. The transcript has 12 exons. Gene Ontology annotation, cellular component: plasma membrane. NCBI's taxonomy places the organism in Eukaryota, Metazoa, Chordata, Lepidosauria, Squamata, Anolidae. Gene Ontology annotation, biological process: regulation of membrane potential; potassium ion transmembrane transport. The coding region runs from base 228 to 3089 and encodes 953 amino acids.